GCGCUCGUGUCCCCUUCAGCAUUGCAACGCCUCCACUUUAUUCUUCCUUCAAUCGCUCCGUCGUCUGGACAUGUCUUGUUCGUCCACCACUGCAUGAACAUCCCUUACCGCCGCCCCUACGAGAAGACGACCACCAUCAUCACCACCACCCCUUCCUACCCCAUUAUUGUCAUUCAUUUACCGCCCGCUGCAUCACCGACACGACACGACACCACGCACUCCACUCACUCCACUUCGGGGCACUCAUGCGCGUGCCAUUGCAGCUGCCUGAGUUGCCCAUGUUUGGCCAAGCACGCGCGCGAUCGUGGUCGUCGAGCCGCACUCCAGCAGAAAAGCCAGAAGCCACCAUCGACAGUAAGAUGAAGGUUGCGCCCAAAUACAGUCCCAAAGAAUAUCUGCAAGCGAUACCCCAGAUUGGCAUGCCGAAGCAGCUGCAGAGAACGAUACCGGCCGUGCUGGCCCUGUGCCUCCUGGUCUUCUUCCUGUCCGGCUCGCACAGCACCUUUACCCCAGCCUUUUUCGAAUCGAGACCCAAGCACUUUCCGCGCAAGAUCUGGCAAACCUGGAAAGUUGACCCCCUCAAGUUCGAGGAGCGAGAUCACAAUGUCGCGCAAUCGUGGAUUGCAAAGAACCCCGAUUACCGAUAUGAGGUGCUCACCGAUCUGAAUGACAUGGCCUACGUCGAGACACACUUUGGACCAGACGGCCUCGAUCGGGAGGAUAUCGUGUACGUGUACCGUGAGCUCACCGCGCGCAUCAUCAAGGCCGACUUGCUGCGCUACAUGAUCAUGUACAUCGAGGGCGGUGUGUACACAGACAUCGACGUUGAGGCACUGCGACCCAUCAGCAACUUCAUUCCCCCACGAUGGAAGGAGGCCGACGUCGACAUGGUGGUGGGCAUUGAAAUCGAUCAACCCGAGUUCGACAAGCACCCGGUAUUGGGCACCAAAUGCAAGUCCUUCUGCCAGUGGACCUUCAUGUGUAAACCCAAAUUGCCCGUCAUGAUGAAGCUCAUCGAGAAUAUCAUCGUCUGGCUGCGAAGCGUGGCCGUCCAGCAGGGUGUGCCCAUCUCGGAGGUGAAGCUGGACUUUGACCAAGUCAUCAGCGGCACGGGCCCAUCGGCCUUCACCAAUGCGAUUCUCGACGAUAUUGAGCAGCGAACGGGCGAGAAGGUGAGCUGGGAUGCUUUCCACGAUCUGAGCGAGUCCACUCUGGUCGGCGGCGUGCUAGUCCUGACUGUCGAGGCCUUCGCUGCUGGGCAAGGUCACUCCGACUCUGGCACCCACGAGACGAAGCAAGCGCUGGUCAAGCACCACUACCACGCCUCCGGCUGGCCCACCACCCAUCCCCGCUUCAACCACCCCAUCUUCGGCGAAGUCGAGAAGUGCAACUGGAACCACGAGUGCGUCAAGAAGUGGGACGAGGACACGGCCGCCUUCGAAGCGCUGUCUCCGGAAGAUAAGAUCAAGCAGGUCGCGCUCAAGGAAGCGGAUGACAAGCGGAAAGCGGACGAGGAAGAGCGGAGAAAGGUGGAGGCGGAGGAGCGCAAGAAGAAGGGGCUCCCAGAGCUCAAGUACGAUGAUAAAGGCCAGGUCAUCAUCCCGGAUGAGGAGAAGAAGGAUGAACCCAAGGAGCCGGCGAAGGAUCUGCACCGAAGAUGAGACGAUAAUAAUGAUGAACCAGCAUUUUGAAUUCCGGUGGCGGUGGUGUUUGGCGAGUGGAUGGCAGAUCUGGCGACAGUCGUCUUGGGCAUUUGCAUUUGAUCCAGGGAGGGUGUGUCCCCCCUUAUUCGAGAUGAGGGCGAGCGGGCCGGCGAGAGAGAGAACCUGUUGAUAUACAAGUAGGAGCCUGCCCACCUACGAGAGCCCCUCUCCAGCUUCAGACAAUUGACAUAGAGAUAUUCAUUAAUUUCCACCCAUAUAAGUUAGGC
Messenger RNA from Sphaerulina musiva SO2202, 1930 nucleotides. RefSeq names its product glycosyltransferase family 32 protein. The transcript has a single exon. Gene Ontology annotation, biological process: protein N-linked glycosylation. Gene Ontology annotation, cellular component: mannan polymerase complex. NCBI's taxonomy places the organism in Eukaryota, Fungi, Ascomycota, Dothideomycetes, Mycosphaerellales, Mycosphaerellaceae. Gene Ontology annotation, molecular function: alpha-1,6-mannosyltransferase activity. The record is from RefSeq and is a predicted model, not a curated record. Bases 420 to 1661 code for a protein of 413 amino acids.